This is a messenger RNA of Alnus glutinosa, 724 nucleotides long. RefSeq lists its product as uncharacterized. The transcript has a single exon. NCBI's taxonomy places the organism in Eukaryota, Viridiplantae, Streptophyta, Magnoliopsida, Fagales, Betulaceae. The record is from RefSeq and is a predicted model, not a curated record. The coding region runs from base 181 to 597 and encodes 138 amino acids.
UUCGGUAUACAGUCCAGUAGUGCCCAUUCCUGAAACCUGCUUCCCCAGACUCGCAGCAGCACCUUAUCUCCAAAACCCCAAUUCUAGGGUUUUACCCAUUCCCCUAGGAACUCUCCUCCAAACCCCAAAAAACCCACACUAGGAUUCGCACCAAUCGUUCGUUGCUCAAUUUGAUCGCUAAUGGAACAACCACCAGAUGCACUCCCAAAAGAUAAAACCAGUGGCAACCAGAGGAGAAAGCUGCCAACCCCACGAGAGCUCGUAUCCCACUAUGAAUCCCAAGGGCUUGACUCCCAAGAAGCCUCCGUCAAGGUCAUAGAGGACCUCCAGAAUGCCCUCUUCAGGGUCAUUUCCUCUGGGAGAGGCAGAAAGGACAAGUUCAUGGCUGAGACCUCAAGAAAGAUUGAUGCCACAAACAGCAGGCUUGCAGUUCUUGACAUGAAGGUGGAUUCCAAGCCUGGGUACGGAGAGACUUUUGCCAUUGGGGUUGCUUCUGGUGUCACCUUCAAAGGAAUUGGGACUAUCAUGCCUCAUGUUCUUGGGGCUCUUUGUCAGAUUUGGAAUUCUGUUAGGAGUUCUACCAAGUCUUCUCCUUGAAUGAAUCUUUUUUCUUUUUCUUUUUGCUGCUGUGGUUAUUCAUUGCGCUUUUUCCUUUUUUUUUUUUUUUUCCUCCUGUUUGGACUCUUAAUGGGUGAAGUGAAGGAAUUUUUUUGUUUCAGUUCUA